Anopheles cruzii is the source of this 3815-nucleotide messenger RNA. RefSeq names its product integral membrane protein GPR155 (gene anchor). The transcript has 7 exons. Gene Ontology annotation, cellular component: membrane. Gene Ontology annotation, biological process: transmembrane transport; intracellular signal transduction. The coding region runs from base 209 to 3109 and encodes 966 amino acids. NCBI's taxonomy places the organism in Eukaryota, Metazoa, Arthropoda, Insecta, Diptera, Culicidae. The record is from RefSeq and is a predicted model, not a curated record.
AUAUAACAAACCAUCCUUAUGCUAACGCGUAGCUGCAACCACGAUGAACAAAGUGAUCGAGGGUCCAGAAUUUAAACACAAAAACAUUGUAGUUGGAACUAACCGGUAAAAAAGAGUCAACACUCACUUCCCGCCACCGAGACCGUGACAAAUUAGCGCACAACCGGGCGGGCUGUUUGCGGCACGAAGUACAAACAUUCCGCGCAAUAUGGGACGGGUACAGGCGGGCGGCGGGUCGGCGGCCCAAUCGCUGACGGCCGCAGCGAUGCACCACUUGAGCGAAGAAACCGUAACAACGAACGCGACAACCGCAACCAUUGCGCCAGUGCUACUUGGUACUCUGGUGGCGGCCGCACAUAACGACAGCAGCGACUUCAGUAACGCGCCGCAGGACGACACCACGCCGACGAUCUCGAUGGACAACCUCUACCCGGCUCUCAUACAGUGCUUUGCCAUCAUCAUUUGCGGCUACCUUGCCGGCCGCUUGAACAUCAUCAGCAACUUCGAGGCAAAGGGUCUCAACACGUUCGUCGGCACGUUCGCCCUCCCGUCGGUAAUUUUCUUGUCUCUGGCCGAGCUCGACUGGAGCACCGUGAACUGGAAUUUUCUACUGUCGAUACUGAUCUCGAAAACGAUCGUUUUCGUUUCGGUGGCCAUCAUCUCGCUGCUUGUCGCCCGGCCGGUAAACUAUGGCCGCGCCGGCCUCCUGGCCAUAUUCUGCACCCAGAGUAACGAUUUUGCCAUCGGCUAUCCAAUCGUAUCGGCACUGUACUCGAAGCUACACCCGGAGUACGCAUCCUAUAUCUAUUUACUGGCACCGAUCUCGCUCGCGAUCCUGAACCCGAUCGGAUACGUGUUGAUGGAAAUUUCAAAAAUCAAGGAUAAAAAUGAACUUAACAACUCGACAGAGGUCGAACAGGCGAACCGUCCACCGGCGUCCACGUGUCCGCAGCUUGCCGCCCAAAACCGUCGCAAAAUCCUCAAAGGCAAGGCGUUGGUCGUCUUCAAAACCAUCGAAUCGAUAUUCUUCAAUCCCAUCCUGCUCAUGACGGUUCUCGGUGUUGCCGGUGGUCAAAUUUUCCCAAACGGACUGCCGGUGUACCUUUCGAGCGUUCUCCGUUCGCUUGGCAAUUCCUUCUCCGCGACGGCGCUCUUUCUGCUCGGCCUCCGAAUGGUGGGCAAAGCAUCGACACUACAGGGCCCGGGCCUUAUUCUGCCCGGGAUACUGAUCCUCGUAAAGCUCCUUGUCUUUCCGCUCGUGACGCGCCAAACGGUCAACAUCAUGAACGCGGGCGCCAACUUUAGUGAAACGACCGAUCUGAGCACGUUCGGGUUUCUGUAUGGUACGUUUCCGGCCGCACCCGGUGUGUUUGUCAUAGCUUCGCAGUACAACCGCGAUGUGGACUUGAUUGCCAGCAGCAUGGUAGCAUCGACGUUUAUCAGCGCACCGUUAAUGUUCAUCUCGGCGAAGAUGAUCACCAUAACCAACCUAACGCCCGCCGAUUAUCUGCACGAGUUGGAUAAGUUUUCGUUCGACAUCAGCAUAGUGGCGAUCGUGGCCGGCGUCUGGGUGUUGCUACUGUUCGCGUUGACCCGCAAGGUAAAGCGCAUGCCUCAUCGUGUCACCUGCUGUCUGCUCGUUUCGCAACUCAUCUGCAACGUUGGCGUCAUUCUGUGGUCAACGCUCGAGCAAAACAGCCUGUGGAAGAUGUACGCCCAGUUCUACUUUUUUACCAUCGGCUGCUACAGCAGCCGCCUGUGGACGGCCUUCUUGGCAAUCACGAUCCUCUUUCUGCAGUGCCGCAGCCUUUGCUUUGUGCUCAAAUUGUGGCCCAUUUUUAUUGCCGCUGCCUGGGGUUUACCGACGAUGAUGGUGUCACUGCUAUGCUUUCUCGAUGGGAAAAACAUAACACCGACGGAGAAGCGUAAUCCCAGCUUCCAGUAUGGCAACGCCCAGGCAGCUAUCGCUGUUUUUCUGCUCGUAAUGUGCUUCAUCGUCACGGUGGGCUGCCUUAUACUGCACCAGCGGUUCAAGAAGCGGCACGAGCGGUAUUUGACUCUUUCGCGUGAAGUUUCUUCGCCGGACACCGACACUAGUACGCUCGCUUCCGGUUCGGCUGUGAAUCUUCUGUCGCCAGCGGGCCAUGGAAACAGUACGGUGCAUCGCCGGCGGCGCUCCAUCACGUCGAGUGACGAUGAGAUUCUUCCUGCCAAUGGUGCUAAUAUGGUGGGUUCCUGUAGCGGUGGCGAUGGUGGAGGACCAGCAGCAGGUGGUGGUUGUGGCCAAAAUGGAGUCAACGGGUGUUGUAGCAGCGUAUCGACCGUCAGAACAGUGGUGGACAUUGAAGAUCUGGGGAUUACGAAAAGCGUCAACAACGACAACGACGACGUUGUUGGCUCGUCGGAAGCUCAACCGAGUGGACUCUGUUCGGCGCAGUUCAAUUGUCCAGCGGCGGCAAAGCAGCAGUGUCAGUCACUGAUCGAACGGUACCGCGAACAAGCGAACGACGGAUUGGAACCGCUUGAGUUUGACAAAACGAUCGACCAGCAGCAAAUCCUGCGCCAUAUGGUGCUCUUGAUACUGCUGCUCUGCUCCAUGUUUGUCGGCCUUUCGCUCUCUGUGUGGACACUCAUCAUGGAGGGUAUGUCCGGGAUUUACGUUGAGCUUACGUUUCUCGAUGCGUUUCUCAACUUUGGCCAGAGCAUUAUCGUGCUUGCGGUGUUUAUUACGGACACUGGCGAGCUUCUGCUGCCGCUGAUGAAGUUCUGGCGCAAACUGUGGUACGGUGCCAACUUGCUGCAGCUACCGAUUUGGAACGAACUGAGCAUGGAAACGCGACACGUUUGCGAUCAGUUUACGACGCACCAUCUGGAGCGUUGCCGGAAAGCGAUCGCCAAAGACAUUCGCUGGCGUAUCAAGGUUUAUCGGAGAGUGUUCUACGGUACGGUGUUUGUCGAUUGGCUGCUGGAAGUUGGUUUAGCGAAGGAUCGAACCGAUGCGACGCACUACGCUCGUCGGCUGAUCGAUGGACGGGUGCUGCGGCACAUCAACAAUGUGUACCACUUUCACGAUCGUAACCUACUCUACACGUUCUGUGAACGGCUGUAAGGUGCAUGAUGGUGCGUGAUCACGGUCGGGCCAUGGCCAUGGGCGAACAUCACCAUCCCAAUCCGACAGCCACUAUCGUUUCACGGAAGAGAGCCACACAAAAACGAUUCUCUUCGUUGUCAACCUCUCACCGUGAAAAGAUACCGGAUGGGAAUGUGUUUGCAUGUCAGGUUCAGAAUCGAGGAUCACUGAAGAGUUACCGCUCAAUUGAGCUGAUCGUUCAAAUGUUGAAUGCUCAGCUUAAUUGGCAAAUCGCUGAUUAGUUGUUUCGAUUUUUUAUUUUAAUCAAUAACUGUUUUUAAUGUACAGUAACGAGAGUAGUAAGAUUUCAGUUGUCGCUAGCGUCUCUUCGACGGCAUGUGAUAUAAUGGGAGAAGUCAAGCCAAAAAUAGUGAGAGAAGAUCCGCGGAUUAGUAUACUAUUGUAGAUGGAUAACGACGGUGAAAUAGUAGACCUAAUUGCUAUUGCAACAAAGGCUUACCAGUGGAACCACAACACACCAAACUGGCCGAAGAGCUGAUGUCACAGAAGUAUGAGUAUUAUUAUGUAUGUUAAAGAAUGGUAACCAAUGUUAUAAAAUAACGCAUAAACGCUCAAUGCUCUGCGUAAACUGCACAAAUGCGGCAAAAGUGUAUAGAAUGAAAAGUAGCAGGGUAAAUGUUUGAAUAUUUAUUCUGAUGUAAAUAAAUGGUCCUACGAAGCUAGA